AUGGACCCGGCGCGCCACGGGUGCGACGCCGGUCCCCCCCGAGCCACCUUCCCCAACCGGGCCUUCCCAGCCGUCCCGGAGCCGGUCGCGGCGCACCGCCGCGGUGGAAGUGCGCCCGGCGGCGGCCGCUCGCCGGAGCGGGGGGCGGUCCCCCGCCGACCCCACCCCCGGCCCCGCCCGCGCGCCCCCGCCCCACCCCACGCCCGCCGCCGGAGCGCCCCCCCGGGUGGGGGGACGGCGGCGGCGGGACGCGGGGACGGGGGGAAACGACGCGCGGGUGGAGGGGUCGGGAGGAACGGGGAGCGGGAAAGAUCCGCCGGGAGCCCCGCCGGCACGGCCGGACGCCGGGUUGAAUCCUCCGGGCGGACUGCGCGGACCCCACCCGUUUACCUCUUAACGCAACCCGACUCCGGGAAGACCCGGGCCCGGCGCGCCGGGGGCCGCUACCGGCCUCACACCGUCCACGGGCUGGGCCUCGAUCAGAAGGACUUGGGCCCCCCACGAGCGGCGCCGGGGAGUGGGUCUUCCACCCCACCGACGGAGAGCGCUCGCAUCGGCCGACGGACGCCGCGGCGUCCCGCGGGCCGCGGCCGGAGCGGGCAACCCCCGGGCGGGGAGAGACGGAGGAGAGAGCCGCGGGACCGGCCCCGCGACGCUCGGGGCGGCAGCGCGGCCACGGCACGGGCCCGGCCACCUCGCGGGCGCGGGCGGCGCGACGACGCUCCCGGAGGGAGAGGGCGGGCGGGCGGACCGACGCGCCACCCAUCCCCGGUCCCCCGGGGACGCGAGGCGACACCAGAGCGGGGGGGGGAAACGAGGAGACGCGGCGGCGAGAUCGACCUCCGAAGCCCCGUAGGCGGAGGGGACCGCCGCGCCCUCUUCACACCACCCAACCACCGGCUCGCCACGCGCCCGGGGACGGGGCGGGAGGCGCGCGAUCCGACACCUCCUCGACCACCGACCGUCGGUCCCUGUCUCUCGCUCUCCUUUCUCCAACGCACACCGGCGGCAGCAAUCGGCGGCGCCGGCGGCCGGAACGGCCCCAGCCCCACACCGCGGAAACCCGAGGCGCCGGCUCCCCCCACCCCGAGACCACCCCACGACGAGGCCAACACCGCCCGGCUUCCCCAAGGCGACCGACCGGCCCGAGGACGGGCGGGAGCGGAGGGGAGGGAAGAAGCCGCGGCACGGCCAAGAGAGGGUGGCCCGCGGAGGAGGGCGGAAGCGCACGCGGGAGGGCGCGCGAGGGGCGGGAGGCCGGCCAACCGACGACCACCCGACAUCUGA
Molecule: messenger RNA, 1287 nt
Organism: Meriones unguiculatus (Mongolian gerbil)
Lineage: Eukaryota; Metazoa; Chordata; Mammalia; Rodentia; Muridae
Product: basic salivary proline-rich protein 1-like
Exons: 3
Coding region: 1-1287 (428 amino acids)
Source: RefSeq, a predicted model, not a curated record